CAGUUUUUUUUCAGACUCCAAAGCCAUCCACAUCCAUUCCUUUUAAAUAGCGGCGUGCGGCAAAAAGAAAAUCGAGCGAAAAGCAGCCAAUCUUAUUGUUGUGAUCCUGAUUCCCCCCGAUCGCGGUUAUAUUUUUUUGUUCAGUGCAUCGAAGUGCGGGGUUUUUCACAGAACAAACGAAGCGGCAGGCCAAAGCGGACACGCAAAACAAAAAACGAAGUACGCAAAAAGGAGAAAAAGAGAAGCAGCAGUUUACAACUACACCAAAAUAAAAAGCCAGUGAGCCAGUGAGCCAGUGAGCAAGUGAGCGAGUGAGCGAGCAGAUCCCGCCAUCAUGAGCAAGAAGCCGACAGCCGGACCGGCGCUCCACAAGGUCAUCAUGGUGGGCAGUGGCGGCGUGGGAAAGUCCGCCCUCACACUGCAGUUCAUGUACGACGAGUUUGUCGAGGACUACGAGCCCACCAAGGCCGAUAGCUAUAGGAAAAAGGUUGUGUUGGACGGCGAGGAAGUACAAAUAGACAUAUUGGAUACGGCUGGUCAGGAGGACUAUGCCGCCAUUAGAGACAAUUACUUUCGCAGCGGCGAGGGAUUCCUCUGUGUCUUCUCCAUCACAGACGACGAAAGCUUCCAGGCAACCCAGGAAUUCAGAGAACAAAUACUGCGGGUGAAGAAUGAUGAGAGCAUACCGUUCCUGCUGGUCGGCAACAAGUGCGAUCUGAACGACAAGCGUAAGGUUCCAUUGAGCGAGUGCCAAUUGAGGGCGCAGCAGUGGGCGGUGCCCUAUGUGGAGACCUCGGCUAAAACCCGCGAAAAUGUCGACAAGGUAUUUUAUGAUCUAAUCAGGGAUAUUUCAUCGCGUAAAAAACAACGUCAGACGGACGUGAAACAGCCGCCGAAGCCCAAUUCUCAUUGCUGCCAACUGCUGUAGGAUGAACAACAACAACAAGAACAACAACAACAACCGAAAACAACCAUAUGAUGAACAACAAACCAACCAACCAACUGCAGCAGCAACAACAACUUGGAAACAAAAACGGCCACACGGAUAAUACCAACCAUAAUAUAUAAAAGAUGGAGAAGAGAACGAUAUGAUAUGUUAAUAAAUAAUUGACCUAGAGAACACCAGGACACACAAACACUGCGCUGAGAAUAUCUAAAUUAUUUGCCACACUCAAAACUCAAACACCACGUAAUCGUAAUCCAAGUUAACUUGCAUUGUAAUAUACAUAAAUAUAUAUUAUUUAGGAAGCCAAUUUCCCGAUAAACAUCAAAUGAAAAGCACACAGACAGCACACACAGCUUAGAAAUUCUGUCGUUUCGUUUUCGUUUUUUCUUUUCAAUUAUCGAUUUUUGUGUUGCCCUCACCACCCGUACAAUAAAAUGUUAAACAAAAACAAAACUAAAGCUUAAACUUAUUAAAUAUAAUCAAUCUUAGACACUUAAAGCAAACAGUAAUAAUUAUGCAAUUUAAUAAAUGCUAUAAAUAUUUCUCUUGUUUAAUUAUACAUACGCAAACAAUUUCUUGUAAUAUUUUAAAGUUUAAUAGCAAAAUGCAAACAACACAAACCAACAAGAAACCACACAGAAAAGCUUUUUAUAAAUACAUCUAAAUAUAUAUAUAAAUAUAUAUAUAUACAUAUAUAUAUAUUUAAAUAUAUAAAAAAUAGUUUAAAGUAUAAAACACUUAAAAUGCUAGAAAAGAGAGGAAAAAACAAAGGAAAACGAAAAUAAAAAAUAUCUCCAAUUAUUAAUUGUAAACGAAGUAAAUCGAAAGAAAUUUUUAAUGCAAUUUUUGUAAUUUUCUAAACCGAGAGCAAAUGAUUAGGGAUAUUAAAAAAAACACAAAUGGAGAAAGAUAAACUCAAGCUUUGAAGAAUUUUCUUUACUAAUGGUUAUUUUUUCACGCUGAAACACAUCCACUAUAUAUUUAGCAAUUACUCCCGAUUGAUUUGCAUCUUUGUUUACUUUUGUAAAACUGCAUUCUGUAUUGUAAUGUUUAAGCUAUUAUUAUUAUGAUAAUUAUUAUUAUUAAAUAUAUAAGUUAUAUAUGCAAUUAACUGAUGGUUGGUUUACAUUUUGUAUCAAGCAUUUCCCUCUUUCCCCUGUGAAAACUGUUGUGAAAAACAUGAACACAUGGCCUCACAACAUUUUUUUUUCCCAUUCACGGACACACAUGCAUAUAUCCAAACUAAAACAAGCAACAACCCGCAUUUUUUUUAUAUAAAUAUAUACACAUAAAUUAUUA
Drosophila elegans is the source of this 2245-nucleotide messenger RNA. It is a transcript of the gene Rala, whose product is annotated as ras-related protein Ral-a. Gene Ontology annotation, biological process: Ras protein signal transduction. The coding region runs from base 335 to 928 and encodes 197 amino acids. The transcript has 5 exons. NCBI's taxonomy places the organism in Eukaryota, Metazoa, Arthropoda, Insecta, Diptera, Drosophilidae. The record is from RefSeq and is a predicted model, not a curated record. Gene Ontology annotation, molecular function: GDP binding; GTPase activity; GTP binding. Gene Ontology annotation, cellular component: plasma membrane.